Messenger RNA from Neohortaea acidophila, 3639 nucleotides. RefSeq names its product chitin synthase 4. The record is from RefSeq and is a predicted model, not a curated record. The coding region runs from base 1 to 3639 and encodes 1212 amino acids. Lineage: Eukaryota; Fungi; Ascomycota; Dothideomycetes; Mycosphaerellales; Teratosphaeriaceae. The transcript has a single exon. Gene Ontology annotation, molecular function: chitin synthase activity. Gene Ontology annotation, cellular component: cell periphery; cell septum.
AUGAGCCCAUACCAGCCGCGGUCCCAGCAAAGAGAUUACCAACCACCCAGCACACCCACGAGGAAAGAACCAAGGGUUUACGUCGAACCGAGUCCAUCGCCUCCCAAACACUUUUCGCCCCGGCAGCCCAUGCUCGACCCAGCGACUCGUGGCGAUGGAGGUCUUGUGCGGAAGAAGAGUCUGGUGCGGCCGGAAAGGCGGCAGCGCAACUCAGAUGACCCUGACUAUCACUACCGCAAGCAUGCGCAGAACAUGGAUGUCAUGCCAUCUACAACAGGGAUCCAUCCGCACAUGGAGGAUAUGGCGGAAGAAGCAACUCUCGACGACGAUCCAUUCGCCCCUACUCCUGCUCUAAACGAGAAGGACACCGCACCUUUGGGGCCAUCGGGUAGUACACGACAACCGAAUAAGCUGGCGCGCAAGACCACGGAGGAAAACAUUACAGAGAAGCAGCGUGAGAGGAUACGCGAGGCUGCCGGACACCCGACUCUCUGGGGCACAUACUGCCACCUCGUCACCUUCUGGUGCCCUGAUGCCAUCCUCAGCUGCAUGGGCAAGAAACAAAGAGCGCAACGCAGAGCGUGGCGAGAAAAGAUGGGCCUGUUGAGUGUCAUCGGCUUCUUCAUGCUCUUCGUCGGCUUCCUCACCUUUGGCUUCACUGAAGCGACGUGCCCAAGUGGUGGUCCGGAGCGACUACAAAUCAAUCAUGUGGACACCGGCUACAUGAUUUUCCACGGCGUGGCUUACAAUCUCGCCACUUCACAUCAUCCUGCUGCUCUCGGCAUUCCCGCGGGAGCCAAUGUGCUUUACGAUCUCGCCACGCCACACGGCGGCCAGGAUUGCAGUUUCCUCUUCCAGAACGUCAACGGCGCCUGCAAAGGACUCAUUACGCCUGCACCAAACUCCGACGUGCCGACCAACAGCGAACAGGAUCUGGCAUGGUAUUUCCCGUGCAACUGCUACAAUCAAGAUGGAUCGUCGAGUCCAAACUUGACCAUUCCCUACUAUCUCGGCUAUGCGUGUCAUACUGCGAAUGGGGCGCGCGAGGAGUUCUAUGGCUUGAAGUCUUCCGGCGACGUCUACUUUACCUGGGACGAUGUCCGGAACAAAAGUCGCAACUUGAUGGUCUACAAUGGAGACGUGCUCGACUUGGAUCUGCUGGCCUGGUUCAACCGGUCAGAAGUUGCCUACCCCGUCGCAUUCGAUGAGAUCAGGAACAAUCCUGCCGUCCACGGAACUGAUGUUACUCUUGCCUUUUCGACUGGCGAGAAGAAGCAAAUGGCACAAUGCUUCCAGGACAUCAUCAAAGUCGGUUCGAUCGACACUGCUACAGUGGGGUGCAUCGCCUCCAAGGUCGUGCUGUACAUCUCCCUAAUCUUCAUCCUCUCCAUCGUCGUCACCAAAUUCGUCCUGGCGGUGUUGUAUCAAUGGUUCUUCUGUCGGAAGUACGCCGCGGACAAGACGAGCAUGACCGCCGACACCAAAAAGCGGAAUCAAGAGAUUGAAGAUUGGACUGACGACAUCUAUCGCCCGCCGCCAAAGAUGACCGAUCCGGUCGCGAUGGAUGGCUCACGAAGUGGACGCAGACGAACGAGCUUCUUACCCGCGACGAGCAGAUUCACGAGUCCUUACGCCAUCGAGCGCUCCCUGAUCAAGUCACAGCCGCCAAUGACAACCAUGUCCAGCCAACAUAACCGAGCGGCAGCCGGAUCUACUGCUCCAGGAUCAGCAUAUGGCAGUGGUAUGUCUGAACUGACACCGCCAAGGUUCAAUGACUCGCCUCGUAAAGGGUCGUGGACGGUCAGCAGCAUCCCAGACAGUUCGGGUUCUCCGGGCUACAGCAGCGUACUCAACACCGAUGCCGAUACAGCUGGGCCGCAAGGCUUCAUCCACGAAGCUGUAGUACCGCAGCCGCCUGCGGAAUGGCAACCUUUUGGCUUCCCCUUGGCUCAUGCCAUCUGCUUCGUGACAGCUUACUCAGAAGGACCAGCGGGCAUUCGCACCACAUUGGACUCGAUCGCAAUGACCGACUAUCCCAACAGUCACAAACUCCUCUUUGUCGUCUGCGACGGUCUGAUCAAGGGCAAGGGAGAGAGUAUGAGCACACCAGAUGCAUGUCUGAGCAUGAUGAAAGACCACACCGUCCUACCCGACGAGGUGCAGGCCUUCAGCUACGUCGCCGUGGCCUCGGGAAGCAAGCGACAUAACAUGGCCAAGAUCUACGCCGGCUUCUACGACUACGGCCCCGACUCCAUCAUCCCUCUCGAAAAGCAGCAGAAAGUGCCCAUGAUCAUCGUCGUCAAGACCGGCACGCCAGCCGAAGCCACGGCUUCCAAACCAGGCAAUCGAGGCAAGCGAGACAGCCAGAUCGUGCUCAUGUCCUUCCUGCAAAAAGUCAUGUUCGACGAGCGCAUGACGGAGCUGGAAUACGAGAUGUUCAACGGCAUUUGGAAAAUCACGGGCAUCGCGCCCGACUUCUACGAAAUCGUACUGAUGGUCGAUGCGGAUACAAAGGUCUUCCCGGACAGCAUGACGCACAUGGUGUCGACGAUGGUCAAAGACCCGGAGAUCAUGGGCCUGUGCGGCGAGACGAAGAUCGCCAACAAGACGGCGUCGUGGGUGACGAUGAUCCAGGUGUUCGAGUACUUCAUCUCACACCACCUGGCGAAGAGCUUCGAAAGCUGCUUCGGCGGUGUCACCUGCCUCCCCGGCUGCUUCUGCAUGUACCGCGUGAAGGCGCCGAAAGGCGCGCAGAACUACUGGGUGCCAAUCCUCGCCAACCCAGACAUCGUCGAGCACUACUCCGAAAACGUGGUGGAGACGCUGCACAAGAAGAACCUGCUGCUGCUCGGCGAAGACCGCUACCUCUCCUCCCUGAUGCUGCGCACCUUCCCGAAGCGCAAACAAGUCUUCGUGCCGCAAGCGGUGUGCAAAACCACCGUGCCCGACGGGUUCAAAAUCCUCCUCAGCCAGCGGCGCCGCUGGAUCAACAGCACAGUGCACAACCUAAUGGAACUCGUGCUCGUGCGCGACCUAUGCGGCACCUUCUGCUUCUCCAUGCAAUUCGUCGUCUUCAUCGAUCUCGUGGGCUGCAUCGUGCUGCCCGCCGCCCUGUGCUUCACCGUCUACAUUUGCGCGCUGGGCAUCAAGGCCGCCAUCACGCACACUGCCGCGCCCGUCAUCCCGCUCGUGCUCCUGGCGCUCAUCUUGGGCUCGCCGGGCGUGCUGAUUGUCGUUACCGCGCACCGCUGGAGCUACCUCCUGUGGAUGCUGGUCUACCUGCUUUCCCUGCCGAUCUGGAAUCUCGUCUUGCCGAGCUACGCCUUCUGGCACUUUGACGAUUUUAGCUGGGGCGACACACGGCAGGCGGCCGGGGAGAUGAAGGGAGCGGAGAAAGAUGGACAUGGUGGGGAUGGGGAGUUCGACUCCAGUCAGAUUACGAUGAAGCGGUGGGUGGACUUUGAGCAGCAGCGGCGACAGAGAGCGCCGACGUGGUCGGCUGUGAGUUUGCAGGCACCGCCUUCGUUCGGCUCGCCUUCGGGGCUGGGGAGUGGCGGUUGGGGUGGUGGGCAGAGGAAGCAGGGGCAUGAGCGCGUGCAGAGUAAUUUGGCGUUUGAGGAGCGAAGUGAGGAUUAUUGA